Salvia miltiorrhiza (redroot sage) is the source of this 1552-nucleotide messenger RNA. RefSeq names its product G2/mitotic-specific cyclin S13-7-like. Bases 125 to 1438 code for a protein of 437 amino acids. The transcript is spliced from 9 exons. Lineage: Eukaryota; Viridiplantae; Streptophyta; Magnoliopsida; Lamiales; Lamiaceae. Gene Ontology annotation, cellular component: centrosome; cyclin-dependent protein kinase holoenzyme complex; cytoplasm. The record is from RefSeq and is a predicted model, not a curated record. Gene Ontology annotation, molecular function: cyclin-dependent protein serine/threonine kinase regulator activity. Gene Ontology annotation, biological process: regulation of cyclin-dependent protein serine/threonine kinase activity; mitotic cell cycle phase transition.
CCCCAUUUGCUCUGUUCCUCUCUUCUCUAUUUUCCCUUGCUUUCCUAUAGAGAGAGAGAGUGAAAGAAGAAGGCAAGUUGCAGAAGACGACGGUUUUAGAUUUUUUUUUACCAAGAUUUUGAUCAUGGCUUCAAAGCAAGUGGUUGAACAACGUAACGCUGAAGAGGCGGUGGCCGCAGCGGCGAAUAAACAGAACAGAGUGGCAGCGGAGAGGAAGAGCCGCCGGGUACUAGGCGACAUUGGGAAUCUCAUCCCUGCUAAUGGGGUUGUUGAAGGCAAGCAGAUUCCUCGGAUUUCUCGACCUAUUACGAGGAGUCUUGGUGCUCGAUUACUCGCUAAUGCACAGGCUGCACAAGCUCAAACCAACAUGAAUUCAUUGGAGGCUAAUGCAAACGAGGCUUAUGCCAAUGCAGCUGUGCCCCAAAAGAGGGUCGUGGCGCGUAGGCCAGCGCAAAAGAGAGUUGUUAGCACCAAACUUAAGCCAGAGGAGAUCAUUGAGAUUAGCCCAGAUUCAAAUGAGGUUACAGUGAAGGAGAAGAAGCUUCUUAGCAAGGAAACCGAGUCAAAGAAGAAGCUUCCUACGCUUACUUCAGCCCUCACAGCUAGAAGCAAGGCUGCAACGAUAGUUGAUAUCGAUGCUCAGGAUUUGGGGAAUGACUUGGCUGUUGUUGAGUAUGUUGAGGAGAUUUACAACUUUUAUAAGUCAGUUGAGAAUGAGGGAAGGGCUCAUGACUAUAUGGAUUCACAGCCUGAGCUAAAUGAGAGAAUGAGAGCAAUUCUGAUUGAUUGGUUGAUUCAAGUUCACUACAAAUUUGAGCUCUCUCUCGAAACCCUUUACCUCACUAUCAACAUCAUUGAUAGAUUUCUAGCAUCCAAGACUAUUUCAAGAAGGGAGCUGCAGUUGGUAGGCAUGGGUGCAAUGCUCAUAGCCUCCAAAUAUGAGGAGAUAUGGGCACCUGAGGUCAAUGACUUGGUGUGCAUCUCGGAUAGAAGCUUCACUAAUGAGCAAGUCUUGUUGAUGGAGAAAAGAAUCCUAGGCCAACUCGAGUGGAACUUGACUGUCCCAACGCCUUACGUGUUCCUUGCUCGCUUCAUCAAGGCAUCAAUGACUGGUCCUGAUGUGGAGAAUAUGGUGUACUUUCUUGCUGAGCUAGGGAUGAUGGACUACGAGAUUCUUGUGCAUUGUCCAUCCAUGAUUGCUGCCUCGGCAGUCUAUGCAGCAAGAUGCGCGCUGCACAAAGCUCCAGCGUGGAACGAGACACUCCAAAUGCACUCAGGUUUCUCAGAACAAGAGCUUAUGGUUUGUGUUAAGAAGCUGGUCGUGCUGCAUGCUUUGGCCGGAGAUCAGAAACUGAAGGGGAUAUAUAGAAAAUACAGCAGCUCUGAGAGAGGGGGAGUUGCACUCUUGUCACCACCCAAAUUUCUUUUGGCUGAUUGAUGAUGAAUGUGAUAUGUUGUUGCCUUUAUUUUGGAAUUGAGACUGUGAAGAUCUUGGCAAUCUCUGAUUGUUCUGUGUAGCGCUCAACAGAGAUUAUGAAAAACUUUAGAAGCU